Molecule: messenger RNA, 1111 nt
Organism: Scleropages formosus (Asian bonytongue)
Lineage: Eukaryota; Metazoa; Chordata; Actinopteri; Osteoglossiformes; Osteoglossidae
Gene: otulina
Product: OTU deubiquitinase with linear linkage specificity a
Exons: 3
Coding region: 88-732 (214 amino acids)
Source: RefSeq, a predicted model, not a curated record
GCUGAAAAUUGCCUUACAGCGAUCGGAGUGCGGCUGCGUGGUGUCUGGUUAUUCUUUGCGCCUCGUAAAAUUUCAAAACGCGGAUCAAUGUCUUGGGUGAAAAGUAUUCCGUCCAGUGAGGAUGAUGUUUUUGACGAAGAUGAAGAAGAUACUAAUCUCCAAAAGAAAGAAUGGAGAUACAAUAUGGAGAAGCGUUUAAAAGACGGCUUUCGAGAUGGCAUGGACUCCGGGAAGGAGGCGUCCUUGCAGCAUGGUUUUAAUAUGGGCUUCAGGGAUGGAGCCGCGAAGAUGGUCAUCGUUGGGCAGUUGAAAGGAAUCGUGAGUGCAAUGCAGUGCUGGUGUCAGCUCCAGCAGCUGGACCCACCUAGGCUGGCAUCUGUUACCGAGCUCCUUCAGAUCAUAGUGAGGCAUGAGGAUACUAUGAUUGAAAGAAUGCAGAUGGCCCAGCAGCACCUGCCAGCCAGCGUAGGGGACAUCACGGACUGCAUCAGUGACCUCUCUGUGCAGCAUGUUGACUCGUGCUGUGGUGGGGUUCAUUGCAGCGGGAAAAGCUGUCACAGGAGUGAAGGAGCAAAGGAAGACAACUCCACGUUUCCUUGCCCUUCCACGCAUUGCUCAUUGAGCAUGGAGGAAAACCUGAAACAGCUGCUGAAAAGCUGCAUGAACCUGGUGUACGAGCUUGAUUUUCCUGAAGAACUGCUUCAUCAUGUGAAACAAUUGAUGAGUGCAUAGCCCUUUUAUUAUUUUAUGGGCUCACAUACCUGCAAAGCAGAUGUCUGAAUUCAGAGGAACAUUCUCCACGUUUUAUUAUUGCACUAUACACACUUUUUACAGCUAGAUAUUACAUUCAGUAUAGAAAUUCUAGCAGCCUCCCACCACUUUGUAAGGGUUUUAUUUUAAUAUGUUCUGAUUUUUAUUCUGCACUUUUAUCCAAUGUGACUUAGUCUUAGGUUUAUAGACUAAGCUACCUACAACAAUUUUACAGUGGGAUCAUUUUUUACUGUGUCAUAGCAUUUCAGGGUUUCCACAGAGGUUGCAGGAUUUUAGGCAGGAACCUUCAAAUUGUAAGGAAAGAGCUCUGCUAUACAACUUUUCAAAAUGCAUAUUCAUA